This is a messenger RNA of Aspergillus pseudotamarii, 2794 nucleotides long. It is a transcript of the gene bgt3, whose product is annotated as putative cell wall glucanase. The record is from RefSeq and is a predicted model, not a curated record. Lineage: Eukaryota; Fungi; Ascomycota; Eurotiomycetes; Eurotiales; Aspergillaceae. The transcript is spliced from 3 exons. Gene Ontology annotation, biological process: cell wall organization. Gene Ontology annotation, molecular function: glucan endo-1,3-beta-D-glucosidase activity; 1,3-beta-glucanosyltransferase activity. Gene Ontology annotation, cellular component: extracellular region; fungal-type cell wall; cell surface. The coding region runs from base 497 to 2554 and encodes 685 amino acids.
UCCAUCGUUCUCUCUUCUUCCCCCUUCUCCCCAGUUUCCUGUCGUGCGAUCUACAUACCUACUUUCAUACAUACUUCCCGCUGAUGGGCUGUGCCCCCCCCCCCCCCCUCACAUCCCGUCACGUUUAAUUUGGUGACAUUGUCAGAUUGUCUUCCAGUCCCGUUUCGAUUCGUGGAUGAUCCAGACACUCGUCUGGGUCGGCUCGGGAACCGUGGUUCGAGACUCUGUCCCUGCCCGCUGAUCCGGUACUUUCAGGGCCUUCUAUUUCUCCAUCGAUCAACCCACUACUGCCUCUGCGCUGUCCUCGCCUGAUUCGGCUCCUUGCUUGCUCGUUUACUUCCCUGUUUCACUUCAUCCAUCCUUCGGGAGCCUUAAUAUUGGGUAUUUUCUCAGUUUCGGCCUAGAUCUUAUGGUUUUCGGGAAUUUUGGUCUAAAACUUAACAACAACCGUUAAAUACACGAUUUAAAUCACCACUACCGCUUAUUUCCCAUAACGAUGUCCGGUCCCCACCGGUCAUUCAGCUUCAACCAAGGUGAUGACGGUGCGGGAGACGCAGGAGAUGUUUCACCAAUCCGUUCUCAAGAAGGACAUUUCAUGAACAGCCCUCCACGGCACAACGAUGUGUCCCCGGUUUCUGCCAGAAGCCAGGCGAUGGGAAGCUCGCCUUCCAGCGGCUUUCUGUCGGCGCACGAACACGGCGAUCGGGGUUGGGUUCAGCAUUCGGGGCACACGCAAACGAUGCGCACCAAUUCAACGACGCCAGGAAUGGACAAUCUUGGCCCUGCCGCUGUGGGCGGUGGUAUCAGCGGUAUCGCCCUUGGCGUUGCAAACUCCCAUAACCGUCAGAGUGGAAUUGACGCUUUUAGGGAUACAGACGGACGCAAUAUGCCUGCUGAACGAGGCUAUAACACUACCGGAUCCGACAACCCUUACGUUCCAACUCCCCCAGGCGGCGGAUCGCACGAAAGCACCGAUAACCUGCGGCCCCGAGAUUCUUACGGUUCGAACGUCGCAUUAGGUGCCGCCGCUGCUCCCGCAGGCCAACUGACUCCCGGUGGCUCUAACCCAUCCCAACGUAGUUUAUUUGAUAGCCCGUAUCAGGGUGUGGGGGCUAUGGAUGCAGGCCCAUAUCAACGACAAUCGGCCUACAGCGCCGCGGGGGACUAUCCCCUCGUCAUAAACCCUGAUGAGAUCGCCGAUGAUGGGGAUGAUGGCUUCACGCCUGCCCCGAAUGGCAAGUCUGCGAGUCAAAGUGCGAGGGCAGUUCCAGCCGCCGCUGCUGGGGGAGCCGCCGCAGGUGGGCUAUUUGGCUUCUUCAAGUCGAAGAAAGCCGACAAUCCAUCCUAUGGGCCUGUGCCCGGAGCAGGCUUGGAGGCCGGAGAAAAGAGCGGAUGGACCAAACCUACACCUGGGGGAGGAAGUCGCAAACGUGGGUGGAUUGUAGGCCUCGCCUUGGCGUUCAUUGUGGUCGGGGCGAUUGUUGGCGGUGCUGUCGGUGGUACUCUAGGAAAUCGAGAGAAUGAAAACCCCGAUACUACAAAAUCGGCAUCCAGCGAUACCGAAUCGAAUGGCGACCUCACUAAAGAUUCCUCGGAAAUCAAAGAUUUAAUGAACAAUCCCGACCUCCAUAAGGUAUUUCCGGGCAUGGAUUAUACUCCCUGGGGCGUCCAAUAUCCGCUCUGUCUUAAAUACCCACCUUCGCAAAACAACGUCACGCGUGAUGUGGCGGUGCUCUCACAAUUGACCAACACUGUCCGGCUCUACGGCACUGAUUGCAAUCAAACAGAAAUGGUCUUACAUGCUAUUGACAGACUAGAACUGAAGGACAUGAAGGUCUGGCUAGGAGUGUGGAUCGACUCGAACGACACGACAAAUGAUCGGCAAAUCAAGCAACUGUACAAGGUCCUGGACGGUACGAAAGAUAUAUCCGUUUUCAAGGGAGCCAUUGUCGGUAACGAAGCACUGUAUCGGGCGGGCAAUGAUAUCGCAAGUGCGAAGAAGAAGCUGAUCUCGUAUAUGGAUGAUGUGAGGAAUCACUUCAAAGAGAAAAACUAUGACCUCCCCAUAGCGACAUCCGACCUUGGUGACAACUGGAAGGAAGAUCUUGUCACGGCCACAGAUCUAGUGAUGUCUAACGUGCACCCAUUCUUUGCGGGUGUUACAGCUAAGGAAGCUGCCAGCUGGACCUGGAAUUUCUGGAACGAAAACGACGUCCCGCUAACGAAGGGCACAAAUAAGAAGCAAGUCAUAUCUGAGGUAGGGUGGCCAAGUGGUGGAGGUAACGAUUGUGGUUCGAACAAUAAGUGUACGGACGAUAAAUCUGGCUCCGUGGCUGGCAUCGAUGAAAUGAACCAAUUUAUGUCGGAUUGGAUUUGCCAAGCAUUGGAGAAUGGCACAGAUUACUUUUGGUUCGAGGCGUUCGAUGAGCCGUGGAAGAUCCAGUAUAACACCAAGGAUGAGAAUUGGGAAGAUAAAUGGGGUCUUAUGGAUGCCGCGCGCAAGUUGAAGCCAGGGCUCAAAAUUCCUGAUUGUGGUGGCAAGACAGCCGCAUAAUUAAUGGUUCCAUUGAUUAUGUCGCACCUCAUGAUCUUUCCUACGAUUCUCACGACACCCUUCCCUCUCUACCCCGUCUUUCCUUCCUCUCCUUUAUGAUAACGACCACAUUCCUUUUCACGAUGCAGUAUAGGCUUUGCAAGGAUACGCUUCGGUGUUAUAUUCUGCUCUUUGGUUUGUAAUUUAAUGGAUGGUUGAAAUGUUCGAUUGAUGCGUUUCUGGUAUCUUCUUUUUGUGUGA